Molecule: messenger RNA, 3585 nt
Organism: Mucor velutinosus
Lineage: Eukaryota; Fungi; Mucoromycota; Mucoromycetes; Mucorales; Mucoraceae
Exons: 9
Coding region: 1-3585 (1194 amino acids)
Biological process (GO): cytoskeleton organization
Cellular component (GO): mitotic actomyosin contractile ring, proximal layer; plasma membrane; cell division site
Molecular function (GO): protein binding; phospholipid binding
Source: RefSeq, a predicted model, not a curated record
AUGAUGGCUUCUGGAAUAGCGCAUCCACAGCAGCAGCAGCAUCCGCAUCAACAACAGCAGCAGCAACAACAACAACCAUCCAGUAACACUGGCAUAAGCUUCAAAGAUGCUUUUUGGGAUGAUCAAAGCAAAGGCGUCGAGAUUUUGUCCAAUCGUUUGAGAAAAUCAAAGGACACAUGCGAAGAACUGAAGAAACUCUAUCAAUUACGCGCAAGCAUCGAACAAGACUAUGGCGAGCGUCUCUUGAAGCUAGCACAGACAUCGAGAAUAGGAGAGCUUGAAGAGCACAGUUUCGCAGAGACCUUAUCACGCAUCCCCUCUGCAUUGGAAACAACUGCUCGUGCUCAUAUUGAUCUAGCACAGCAAUUACAGGAUCACCUUGAGGUACCGCUGGACGGGUUUCUGAAGGAUCAAAGAGAUGUUCGCAAAAUGCAACAGCAACACAUAGAGAAUUCAAAGCAACUCAAGAACUUACACGAAGCUGAUGUCGCACGAGCCAAAGAAUACUGUUUGAGCGAAUACAACAAACUAAAAUCAAUGGAGGCAUAUCGAUUUGAAUUAGGCAAUGGCUCAACUGAAGAUAUUGCCAAGAUUGAAAAGGAAAUUGACGAACAAAAAAGAAUGGUAGCAGUUGCUGAUCAAGUUUAUAAGCGAUCUGUCGAUAAUUUCAAUGCUGUCAAUGACAAGUGGGUGAAUGAUUGGAGCGCAACCGCUGAUGUGUAUCAGGAGAUGGAAGUGAAAAGGAUCAGUUAUCUGCGAAGUACACUAUGGUCCUUUGCCAAUAUGAUGACAAUUACAUUCAGUAUCGACGAGGAAUGCUGUGACAGGAUACGCACUGCUUUGGAAAUCACUGAUGUUCAAAAGGAUGUUACAGCCUUUGUGCAACGCUAUGGAACAGGGAACAGAAUACCAGCUCCAAUGCAAUACGAAAUGCUUUACGACGCAUCGCACAUUCAGACGACAAUGCCAACAUCUGCAGCAACUGUGACUUCAGCUCCAAUCAUGCCUGGCGUUGCUGCUGCUGCUCCUGCAAUUAUAGGAACAAUGGCAACAACCUCUACUUAUAGUGAUCUAGAUCAACCGCUAUCAGCCCCUUUACCUCAAACAACAUCGUCCGCCGAUUCCCUUCCUGAUGCCAUCCCACGUGAAACUUCUGAAUCUACUGCUGCAGCAAAGAAAUUGCCUCCUCAUCCACCUGUCACUAUUUUAACCAACCCUGACGAAGAACUGAAAUCUGUCGAUCGCCAGCUGCGUCAAUUGGAAGUGCAAAACACCACUCCACAAAGCGAACAUGAGAAUCAUCAAUUCAAUAUCAUAACUUCGCCACAGCAACUGACAUCUGGUGAUGUAGAUGAGAAGAGAGAAGUUCCAGAAAAAGAACAACAGCAACCCCCAUUGUCUGGUGCUACAAAUACAACAGAUCAAAGCAACGGCCCUGUCAGUACAGCAAUGAAGGAAGUAGAGCAAAUCUUGAAUCAAAAGAACAGUAGUCAUGACGCUGUUGCAACUUCUGCUGCCGUCAUUGAAGCAGCUACAAACAAUAAGCGAGAAUCCUAUGCUUCCUCUUCUCAUACCAGCAAUGGCCCUAAGCAAUCUUUGCCUCCUAUCAUGAUGGCUCGUCCUAUACCACCAGCUGCUCCUGCUGCCGGAGAGAAACUAUCUCCCACCACAUCAAACCGCCCUAUUUCAGAUGACUUUUCUGGUAGCAUUUACAACGCAUUAGGGAUGAAGGAAGAAAGAGCUACCAGCCAAUACGAUUUGCAAAAGGAGCAAUUGGAUAGCGUGGCCAAAUCCAACAGCGCCGUUGAACUUGCACCUCUCUCAUCAGAGACACCUAUACUUAUGCCUUUUGAUACUCUGGCGACUAGAAAUGAAUCUAUGAUCAGCAACGGAUCCAGCAAAGACUUGAAUCAGAAAUACAAACCUAUGCCAAAUCCUGUCUACAACAGCAACGGUGCCAUUUUCACGACAAGGGACAUUCCUCCUUCUCAGGACGAAAUGAAUCAUGCAGCUCCAGAAACAGUACCCAAUAUGAAGCCUGUAGUUGGUGUACGUACCUCUUCCUUAUUGCUUUCGCAGAAGCCCCCCUCGUCUCAGAAUGGCAGCAGAGCCUCUUCUUUGAAUCGUGAAAUGAUCAACAAGAACGACGACGAUGACGAUUAUGAGGAAAAUGAAGACGAGAAGGAAUAUCAUAACAGAAUGCCACGGCCACCACCAAAGGAUGAGAAAUGGGUUAUUUCAUCCAUUCGUCGACCUCAGCAAUUACCUGUUCGUGCAAUGAAUGCUAGAAUGUUUGAUGGAUCCACCUCUUCUCGUAACAGUAUGGCCUCUCCCACACCUCCCCCUAUUGCAAGCGCAUCACUAGCCGAGCAUUCCUCUGCUGCUGACCUAAACACGUCUCCGGCAGCAGCUGAGGCAGAUCAUGUCGAAGACGACGUCCACCGUCAUCCCAAACCGCAUAGACCCACUGUCCCUCUCACUAUCGAUAUUCCCAAUUCCGUGAAACCCGCGUCUGAUGUGGCCCAGAAUGCUGCACAACAGGUCAUUGCUGACGGUAAAAGACGAUCUCAAAUGUCUCCAGUGCAACAAAAGAUGGAUUUGCAUCAACAACAGCAAUCUCAACCACAAACAAUGGAUCGAAAUGUCAUUCGUGGGUAUAUCAAUAACCAGCAAAAUGGAAUAGAAGAGGGUGGUAUUCGUCCCGCACCUUGGCAGGAAGAAUUCAGUGCUGACGAUCAUCGUGUUAUGAGAGCUCCUUUGCCGAGCAAUGGUAGCGGUUACUAUGGAAACGGGCAUGCUAGCUAUCAACUUGGUAUGCCUGGGCCUCGAUCUUCAUCCAUCAAGCUUUCUGAACAACAGCAGCAGCAACAGCAAAUGCUCAUACAACAGCAACAGCAGCAGCAUAAUUUCGAAGAGGACACCAAAAAACGAUUCGGAAAGAAUGCCAAACAGUUUAAUGGCGAAUCGUCAGUCAAAUCAAAAGAGAAGGAAAACAAAACGGGUCGAUUCUCUCUAGGUUUCUUUGGUGGUGGUAAAAAAGAAAAAAAGAAGGAGAAAGAAAAGGAGAAAGAGAAAGAAUCUGCUGCCGCCGCUGCUGCUGCCAUGUAUACUCAACAACCUCCAGAUCCAUCCUACAUGCAACAACAACAGCAAAAUCAGCCUUACAUGCAGCAACAACCAAGACCUCUUAGCCAACAACACAUGUACCAAAAGCAACCUUCGCUUCACGAGCUCUCACAGUCUGAUUUAAAGAGCAAUCACAGUGGGCAACAACAACAAACCUCCCAACCGCAACAGCAACAAGCGACGCAACAACAAUUGUCUCCACCACAAUUAGUUAAAGCACCAUUUAGUGCUGAUCGCUUUAUUGGAUUUGCUAAAGCGCAAUGGCCUUUUGAAGCUACUAUUGACGGUGAAAUGUCUUUCCAAGCAGACGAAGUAGUUGGUAUUAUACACAAGCAGAUGGACGGCUGGUGGGAAGCCGAGAGACUGGGUCCAGUUGGAGCUGGCCAACGAGGCUUGGUUCCUGGCAAUUACAUGCUCGAUAACCAACCUCCUCCACCCUCAUUACAACAGCAACAAUAA